AGUAAUGUGUCUGAAAAUUUGGAGUCCAAAGGAAAAAGCAACAUCUGACAUGACUACUAUAGCCUAAAACUAUGCACCUGCAGAUAACCCCUCUGCUGCAGCAGGAAUAAUAAAUAAGUGUGAUUAAAUUAAACAAAACCAAAAGGUUCCAAUUACUGCUUUUCGUUAGACUGGUAUCUUGCCACAUUGUAAUAGCUGACAUUUGACAGGACUCCUCAUAGAGGGUUACCUCCAUUUCACUCACGGAUUAAUUUAAGAGUCAUUCACACCGAGUUAGUCACACAUACUAUCACCAUUAUCAACUUUAGUUUUUAGUCAACAAGUUUUCAGUUGGUGCAAUUUUGGCAUCAAGGAGAUUUUAUGACUUAUUUUUUGGGAGAUUACUUUAAACAGUGUAUAAUUGUGCAGGCUACGUCCCACCGACCAUGCUGUUAAAUUCUACACUGGGUACCUCGUACUUCAAUGUCAUUCCGCAGUGGGGCGGUAACAGCGCCUAUUCGUUCAAAGAUUCACGUAACUCUAUGAAAUCAGUCAGUCCCAACUUCAGAACGGAGUGCACUCGCACUGGAUGGAUCUAUCCCGUGAGCAUGACAAUAAACACGCUCAAUCAAGCCGGGAGCUACAAAGUACAGAUGCCGUGCUUAACAAAGAUGGAGCGAGUUAUUGUAGCUAUGCAAGAUCCUGAUAUGGGGAUGAAGAUGAGGAACCAGAGGCUUCUUAUUACAGUCAUUCCUCAUGCUAUGACAGGAAAUGAUAUUGUGGAGUGGCUGAUUCAGAAAUAUUCCAUCACGGAGGAAGAGGCAUUACAUGUGGGUAACCUUAUUGUGAAGUAUGGCUACAUUUACCCACUGAAGGACCCUAGGACGCUGGUCCUCACACCAGACGACUCCCCCUACCGCUUUCAGACUCCAUACUUCUGGACUACGAACAAAUGGCCUGCUUCAGAGUUAGACUAUGCUAUUUAUUUGGCAAAGAAGAACAUUCGGAAACAAGGAGAACUGAUAGACUACGAAAAGGACAAUUACAAUCUGUUGCACAAGAAGAUUAACCAUACCUGGGACUUUGUGGUUAUGCAAGCUAGGGAGCAGCUGAGGGCAGCUAAGCAGAGGCGAAAGGCGGAUCGCAUUGUUCUCGAAUGCCAGGAGCAAGCAUACUGGCUUGUCAACAGACCCCCGCCUGGGGCAUUUGACGUCCUUGAACAUGGCCCAGAAAGACGGAACUGCUCCAACUCACGAGUACAGCUGAACACUGAGUACUACAAAAAAGAGAUCGAACGCAACAAAAAAUUCCUGUCACGAACUCGGGUUAAGUCCUCAAUUUGCCUGGAAAGCUAUGUCAAAUUCAGUGAACAGUAUCAGUCCCAUGACCCCAUCAUGCAAGGCUGCCUUCCCAGCAACCCAUGGAUAACAGAUGACACCAUGCACUGGUCAAUGAAUUCAGAUAUGGUCGGCACCCCAACCAAGCUAAGGGUGGAGCGUUGGAGCUUUAGCUUCAUGGAGCUGCUGAAUGACCCUAUGGGAAGACAUGAGCUAAUGCAGUACCUGAUGAAAGAGUUUAGUGCGGAGAACCUCUGUUUUUGGCAAGCAUGUGAAGACGUCAGACAUGGAGAGAGCUCUAAAAUUCAACAGAAAAUUGAAGAAAUUUACAAGCAAUUCCUCGCUCCAGGGGCCAGCAAAUGGGUUAAUAUUGACAGCAAGACCAUGGAGAAGACUCUACUGGGCAUCCAGAACCCACAUCGCUUUGUCAUGGAUGAUGCCCAAAUGCACAUCUACUUCCUUAUGAAAAAGGACUCCUAUCCUAGAUACCUAAAGUCUGAGCUGUACAAGAACAUGCUUGCCAAAGCCGUUGUGCCACAGGAGACAAAGAAAAGUGUCUUCCCCUUCAUGAGGCGCCAACGUCAUUCAAGCCCUAGUCCAGCACUGGCCUCUCACGCCACCACAGAAGAAGAUGGGAAAGCAAAGCCCACUGGGACUUCUGGGGGUGCCGGUGCUACAGCACCAGCAGCACAAGCAGCAACCUGCUCUGGAACUGUUUCUCAGGUGUGAGAACACCCGGCUGCCCUCCCUGACUUGGUUUGUGGAGAAUGCUUUUCUGAUCUUUGUGUGGAGUGUCCCAGAUCUUACCAUACUCAACAGUUCUGUUCUUCGCUUCAUGCACCACUGCAUUCAUUUAGCUCAAUUUAAAUUCAGUCAUUUUCAGCAACGCAUUUUGGGAAAAAUAAUAUUGGUUGAGUGUGAGCGAUAACUUCACCAAGUUACUUCAUUUUGUACAUACUGUAUGCAAGGAGGUGUUUUUUCCUGUAGUUAAUUACAGUUUGUUUUUCAUGCCUGUGAUGUACUGUAGGGGCAAGCAGAUUUUAAUUUGUGGACUCACUGAAAUUUAAUUACCCCAGUACGCAGGUAUAUACACCACACAAUGAAACCUCAAAUAUUUGCUUGAGAGUUAACGCUAUUUUAUUUUGUACUGGUGUAUUUAUCUCUAAACAUGUUUCUAUUGAACUGGGAAUCACUGAGAAUCAUUUGGUGAUAUUUUUUUAAACAAUCAAUUAGACCAAAUUACCAUAGGCUUUUUCUCCCAUUACAAUGUUUCCAUGUACAUAUUUGGAUGCAUGGAUGGACUCAUUGUUUAUUGUUCAUCUGCAUGUGUAUCACUUUAUAAUUCAGGCAAUGCUUUGAGUUGUAAAUGCACUGUCAUCCAACUGAUUACAAUAAACCAAGCAACUUUGUGCUGCA
Anguilla rostrata (American eel) is the source of this 2732-nucleotide messenger RNA. It is a transcript of the gene rgs11, whose product is annotated as regulator of G protein signaling 11. Gene Ontology annotation, cellular component: neuron projection; cytoplasm; plasma membrane. Gene Ontology annotation, biological process: regulation of G protein-coupled receptor signaling pathway; G protein-coupled receptor signaling pathway; positive regulation of GTPase activity. The coding region runs from base 426 to 2045 and encodes 539 amino acids. The record is from RefSeq and is a predicted model, not a curated record. Gene Ontology annotation, molecular function: GTPase activator activity. NCBI's taxonomy places the organism in Eukaryota, Metazoa, Chordata, Actinopteri, Anguilliformes, Anguillidae. The transcript has 17 exons.